Molecule: messenger RNA, 2379 nt
Organism: Penicillium brevicompactum
Lineage: Eukaryota; Fungi; Ascomycota; Eurotiomycetes; Eurotiales; Aspergillaceae
Exons: 1
Coding region: 1-2379 (792 amino acids)
Source: RefSeq, a predicted model, not a curated record
AUGACUUACUCUCGAACCUCGCGAAGGGUUCGUGUGCAGUGGCCUCCAGCGCCCUGCGUCGAAGAAGAGCCUCAGUCUUUAUCGAAAGAGCUGCAUGGUCUCUUGAACCUCGGGGAAAAGCCAGGGACCGAAGGUGUUCACUUCAGAGGUGCUAUCGACCAGUAUCCCAUCCUGGUGACUCCUACUCCCCCUCCGCAAUCGAGCUCCCCGGACAGUGUUCCAAGUGUGCCUGGGUUGGGACAUAUGUCCUCUUCCGAUGAGAGCAAUGGGCCAGCGACGCCGCCCCCAGAGGAGCCGGUUAUACGGAACACAGUCAGGUUCCGAGAUGAACAAACUUCAAAGCCUAUUCCACUUCAGACUGCAAGCCAGCCCAAAAGCCAGCCUCAAAACCAACCCAUUCGGCCCCAGCAACCACAGCAAACCAAGCGCGAGCCCCGCGCCCCCAGCGUGCAGCGCGAAUCGCGGCCCCCUUCUCGUCCCCAACAAAGCACCACUGGUAGACCCAUUAUGCCAGUUGAGUAUGGUUCUCACGCUUUGCGUGGAGAAAGUCCACUGGAUCGCACCGGUCGUCGAGCUCCUGUGUCAGAGAACACAGUCGUGCCUCCAUCCAAGCCAUCUGUGGCUCGCUCAAACAGUGCCCGGCCUGCACCUUCGGUACCACGGCCACUACCAGAACGCCUCCGAGGUGAGACCAGCUCGGGAUAUCUGUCUGAUUCGGCCACUUCUUCCAAAGCGCAGCACGUGUGCCAAGCGGACGCACCUCUUCAAUACCCUAUGCCCACGGUCCCUACAAAUCCCGUGCAACAUGGGCCCACCCUUGCAGAACGCAUUGAGGAGAAGCUCAAACAGCGACAUGAGCAACGAGACCCAGGGUCCAUGUCGGACUCAGAUGCACGCAAGCCAACCACAGCGGCCAAAAUCUCCAACAUCGCAAUCCCAAUUUUGUUCCCUCACCCGGCCCCAGCUACGGCACCUCAAUCACCCACCCGGGAUCCCCGUGUCCCGAGCCACAAAGCCCAACACGAGCCGCCCACAUCGCGAUCUCGGGCAAAAUCGGUCACUGCGCCACCCGCUCGGUCGAUGUCUGGAGCUCGUCCUCCCCCUAUCCCGCGACCAUUGCCUGAGAUGAUUGAGAAGUCCAAGCCAAUCGCAAGCCUAGUCGCCGCAGCUCAAGCUAGCCCUGACAGGCCUGUCGUCCAGCCAGUCCCUCGGCAUGAAAUUCCAACCCAGCCGAACCCAGACAGGUCGCUGACCCAGCCCGCUGCUCGGCACUCCAGUGCAACUCGAUCAAGUCCCGACAGAUCCACAGUCAACCCUAGCUCCCGGCAUCCUAGCACAUCCCCUCAGCGCCCAAACUCGACAGGAAUGGGCCUCUCACCGUGCCCUCGCACCAUCGCGGUAGCCGGUUACCAAGACUGGUACACGCUCAAAGGCCUGACGCACCUUGACAUCUGCCCAUCAUGCAUGAGCCAAAUUGCAAACUCGCGAUACCGAGACUUCUUCAUCCCAAGCCUAGCCAAGCCAGCCAACCAAAAGACCCGCUGCGCCUUCGCAAACGCCUGGACCCGUCUCGCCUGGGCCCAAAUGAUCAAAAAGCAACAUGAAAGCCUAGAACUGCUCUACCAAAUGACCCGUCCACCACCCGGAGCCCGCGCAUGCCCCGGCCGUAUCGUCGCCGAACAGCCCUGGUACAGGGUCUACGACCCAGAAACCGGCACAGACCUAUCAAACUUCCAUGUCUGCGGUAGCUGUGCACGAAACGUCCGCAUCCUCAUGCCCGCCCACCGCGACACAUUCAUCCAGAACCCUGAGCCAACAGAACGAAUCUGCGACUUCAUAACGUCGUCACCGCGCUUCGUGAAGUUCAUCGAUCUCCUCGAUGCAUCAGCUUCACGCGCAGAAGUCGAUCGCGCCCGCCGACCCGACACACGCGAGUUCUUAAGCUACGCCAAGCGCAAGGCCUCUCUUCGAGACUGUCGGCGCGACAGACCGACUCUGAGCACUUGGCACUAUAUCCCGUCGCUGCCUGAGAUGUGCGUGUGCGAAGACUGCUAUGAUGAAGUAGUCUGGCCGCUUGUGAGACUCCAUCAUCCGAUUGCGCGGAUGGUAACGAGUUCGAUGCGCAUUCUGCCGGGUGAUGCGCCUGGACGGACGCGGGAGGCGAGCUGUCAGCUUUAUUCGCCGCGGAUGAGGGCGAAGUUCCGUGAGGCGGUUGUGAGGGAUGAUUAUGGGAUGUUGGAGACUAUUGCUAAGAGGAGGAUUGAAGCUGAGAGGAGAUUUAUUGAUCGUCGGGAGGAGUUGCUUGAGGCUUCUGGGAAGGGGUAUGAUUGUGAUGAGGAGAUGAGGAAGGCGGUUGAUGAGUGGAGGAAAUGGGAGUGA